AUGGCUGACUUGGUCAAAUGGUGUCUGUACAUCUCGUACAUUUACGGACGUAUUUCGGGAGUACUGAACUUUGAGAUCGAUCUGAAAACGGGGAUUGUAAGCAAGUAUCUGUGCGCCACAGCAACGGAGAUGGUGCAGAUUUCAAUGGCAUUUAUACUCGUCCGAAAAUACCUAACAAUACGCAUGGCUCUGGGCAUGUGGUCAGUGCUAGCCCUGACAGGCAUUGUCAAUGUGAUCAUUACCCAAUAUUAUAUAGCAAUUGCACAUAUACGUGGCUGCUAUAUGACCUUGAAUAAGGAGUUGGAAUCGAUAUUAUACAAAGCUAAGUCGCUGGUUCCCAGCCGACGUGGAGUUUUUGUGACUAAAUGUUGCUUUCUGGCUGAUCGUUUGGACGAGAUUGCUAAAACACAAUCGGAACUACAGGAACUAACAGAUCGCCUUUCAAAGACCUACGAGGUGCAGCUUCUUUGCAUGGCCCUCACUUUCUACUUAAACUCAAUCGGAAGCAUCUACAUCAUGUUCAGCGUUGGGAAGUACAAGAACAUGAUUGAGGAUUGGCCUCAGGUAGCAAAGUAUUUAGCAGCAGCGUACUUCAUAUUUUUCUACCUCGAUAUCUGGUUAACUGCAUACAACUUGUUCCAUCUUUUGGAUGUCCAUCGUGAAAUGGUAAAUCUGAUGGAACAGCGAACUCUGCUUUUUCCAGGCUUGGACAAGCGUUUGUUGACAGCAUUUGAAAGUUUCGAACUCAACCUGGCGCGCAAUCCAUUUAGGCUUCGCUUUUUUGGAUUUUUCGAAGCUGAUCGUACAACCUGCUUCUCUUGGUGCAACUCUAUGAUUGCCAACUCCAUAUUCCUUAUUCAGUAUGAUGUGCAAAAUUACUAA
This is a messenger RNA of Drosophila eugracilis, 882 nucleotides long. RefSeq names its product putative gustatory receptor 59d. The coding region runs from base 1 to 882 and encodes 293 amino acids. The transcript is spliced from 3 exons. Gene Ontology annotation, cellular component: membrane. The record is from RefSeq and is a predicted model, not a curated record. Gene Ontology annotation, biological process: sensory perception of taste. NCBI's taxonomy places the organism in Eukaryota, Metazoa, Arthropoda, Insecta, Diptera, Drosophilidae.